AUGGCCCAAGAUCAACCAAGUCAUCCCCGCCCUGGCGAGUCGCGCGAAGAUAACCGCGAAAUCAAGCUCCUGCACUUCAUCUACGAGCAGCCCAACCGGGACGAGAUCCAAGGAAACCCGCAGAAAGUCCUCGAGUUAAUCGACGAGUUCGCCACCCAGUAUCAUUUCGUCAACGUCGGCGCAACCAAAGGCAACGUCGUCACCGACCUGAUCGCAGAGCGCAAGCCCCAGGUCAUGAUCGAGCUGGGUGGCUACGUGGGGUACUCGGCCAUCCUGUUCGGCGAUGCCGUGCGCCGCGCCGGCGGGAAGCGGUACUACAGUCUGGAGGUGAAUCCCGAGUAUGCGGCCGUCGCGAACAUGCUGAUUGAGCUGGCGGGUUUGCGGGACUUCGUGCGGAUUCUGGUCGGGCGCAGUGAUCUGAAUCUGCAUAAGUUGUAUGCUACUGGGGAGGUGAAGCAGGUAGAGCUGUUGUUUUUGGAUCAUUAUAAGCCCGCGUAUACGACGGACUUGAAGCUGUGCGAGCAGUUGGGUCUCAUCGUCCCUGGCGUGUCGGUGUUGGCUGCCGAUAAUGUCAUUUAUCCCGGGAACCCGCCGUAUCUGGAGUACGUUCGCGGCUCGGUGGAGCAGAAGCGCGAGGCGGCCAAGUCAGGCCCUGCGCGGAGUUUCAACACCGAGGGCAUGUCCCAGCGCACUGUCCAGUCCUACAUUGGGGAGGACGCCACGCCACUGUUCGAGAUCACGGGGAAUCCGAAUCUGGUGUACACCAGUUCCUUGGAACAGCCGGAAGGGAGUCGCGAUGGGGUCGAGGUGACUCGUUGUGUGGGGAUCCAAGAGUGA
Molecule: messenger RNA, 837 nt
Organism: Aspergillus steynii IBT 23096
Lineage: Eukaryota; Fungi; Ascomycota; Eurotiomycetes; Eurotiales; Aspergillaceae
Product: O-methyltransferase
Exons: 3
Coding region: 1-837 (278 amino acids)
Molecular function (GO): O-methyltransferase activity
Source: RefSeq, a predicted model, not a curated record